This is a messenger RNA of Coccidioides immitis RS, 294 nucleotides long. RefSeq lists its product as uncharacterized. The transcript has 2 exons. The record is from RefSeq and is a predicted model, not a curated record. NCBI's taxonomy places the organism in Eukaryota, Fungi, Ascomycota, Eurotiomycetes, Onygenales, Onygenaceae. The coding region runs from base 1 to 294 and encodes 97 amino acids.
AUGAGAUGGGAGAUACGAAGCAGCAUCAUACAAUGGCCUAGCUACCCCUUUCCUUCUGCUUUCCCCGUAUCCAUUCACAUCCGCAGAACCGAUUGCUUCUCCAGAUCCUACGGCGACAAAGUACCGAGGAUGCACGUGGGUAGUUGUCCAUCGAUACAUAGACAUGCCUACUUGGCUUCGCUCGCGGUUGUUUCUUGCACUGGACAUGGUCAAACGUGGUGUGCCGUCGGCUUGCCGAUUCGUACUUUGAUUCUGAUUUCGCGCCGUGAUUCCCAAUUGCCGAGCCUCAAGUGA